ACUCACCUCGCUCUCCAUCCCCCGGAUCCUCCCCAUCGCCUCCCUCCCUUCCCCCGUCUCUACGAGCAGCAGAAGCACCACAAUCCUCCUGCUCCCCUCUCCAUCACCCCUCCCCCUUGCUUCGCCAACCUCCUCCGUCUUACCCCCCUCCUCCUCCUCCUCCUCCUCCAAUCUCUCAUCCCUCAUCUCCCACUCCCCUCCUUCCUCACAGCAGCCGCCGCAGCGCCUCAGUAUCUCCCACCGCCUCUCUCUAUCUCCAAUCUCCUCUUGAUCUCCCACCUCUUCCUCCCCUCUCUCAAUCUCCCUUUCUCCCUCCUUGCAUCUCCCCACCCUCUUCGUCACACACACCCCCUCCCCCUCCCUUCCUCCAUCCCUCCCGGCCAUCAGCAGCCGCUACGGCUCUGCCUCCUAUCUCCCUCCUCAUCCUUUCCUGCGUCUCCCACCUCCUCUCGAUCUCCCAUCUCCCCCCACCACCACCACCACCCCCCCCUUGCAUCUCCCACCCCACCCACACUCGGCCCCCUCCCCCGUCUCCCUCCCUCCUCCCCGCAGCAGCGGCUCCGCGCCCGAAACAAAGGCGACAUCGGCGACUCGCGGCGCGGCCGCGCCCCAUCAGGGAUGCCGCCGCCGCUGCUGCUGCCAUCACCACCAUCACAAACAUCCUCCACAUCCCCCGUCACCACCACCACCGCUAUCACCAGCAAGAGCAUCACCACCACCACCACCGCCAUCAUCAUCACCAUCACCCCAUCCUCCUCCAGCCCCCUCCCGCGCCAUUGAGAACCGCGGCUCGGCGCCAUGGAACCUGGAGGUGGUGCAGGAGGAGGAGGUGGUGGAGGAGGAGGUGCGGCGACCCAGGGCGAGAGGAGAAGAGGUCAACCCCGGGCGCCAUCCCCGGCGAGACCCCGCGAGGCGCCCGGCUCCAGGCAGCCGAACCAGAAGCCGUCCCUGCCCCCUAAGCCAUCGCUACGCCUGGCCGGCUCGGGAGAGAAUUCGUCCCGCCGAGCUGCACGGGCUUCCCCGGGACUGGUCAUUCUCUCCAAGCCUAGGACGGCGGCGGCGGUGGGAUCGCGAGGGGCUCCGGGGGUCGGGGUGCAGUCAGGCGUGGCCGCGAGGGGGUCCGGUGCACCCCCUCGCAUCCCCUCGCACACGGACAGCAGCAAUUCGGAUCUGUCCGACUGCGCGUCUGAGCCCCUGUCGGGCCCCGAGGAGGAGGACGACGAGGACGACGCGGGGGGCAACUCCAGCGAUGACGGCGGCGGCGGGAUGGGACCCCCGAGAGGGGGCGGCCACGUGCGGGGACCCCUGCCCGCCCUGCCCGUCGGGGGGCGCAAGGUCCCCGUGAGCACGGCGGGGUGCGUUGCCCGGGGGGCCGCGCGAGGAGAGAGCCCUCAGGGCCUCGUGUCCGUGGAGACGAUGGAGCGGCAGGACCUGAUGAGGGAGGCGGAGGAGCUGCGCUCAGAGAACGCCUACCUCAAGGACGAGAUGGAGGAGAUGAAGGCGGAGAUGGAGGAGAUGCGCGACUCGUACCUGGAGGAGGACGUGCAGGCCCUGCAGGAGCUGCGGCGCGAACUCGACCGCACCAACAAGAGCGUGCGCAUCCUGCAGUACCGCCUGCGCAAGGCCGAGCGCAAGGGCAUGAAGGCGGCGCAGGGCGGCCAGCUGGACGGCGAGCUGGUGCGGGCCAUGGAGCAGGACCUCAAGGUGGCCAAGGACGUGUCCGUGCGUCUGCACCGCGAGCUGGAGAGUGUGGAGGAGCGUCGCGCGCGCCUGGACGAGGAGAACGACGCGCUGCGCGAGCGCCUCGUCGAGUUGGACACGGCCAGGCAGGCGCUCGCUAACGAGGUGGAGCGCACUCGCGAGAAUUCCCUGCGAAGACGGAGCCGGGAGCCGCAAAAAGCAGACAAGAAGUCCCCAGCACAGGAGGACAGCGCCGACCUGCGGUGUCAGCUGCAGUUCGCCAAGGAGGAGGCGGUGCUGAUGCGGCGCAAGCUGGCGCGCGUGGGGAAGGAGCGCGACCGCUCCGAGGGGGAGCUGCAGCGCUACCGCGCGCUCUACGGUGAACUCGACGGCCAGCCGGCGCUCGGCGAGGCCGGCGGGCCGCCCAGCUCGCGCCAGGCCGAGCUCAAGCUGCGCCUCAAGCUGCUGGAGGAGGAGGCCAACAUCCUGGGCCGUAAGAUCGUGGAGCUGGAGAUCGAGAACCGGGGCCUCAAGGCCGAGCUGGAGGACGCGCGCGCCGGCGUCGGCUGCGGCGGCGGCGGCGGCCUCGCUGGUCCACCUGGCGAGCGGGACGGCGCCGCCGGGGCCUCCCAGGAUGAGACGGUCGCGACCGACGUGGUGCCGCCCACCCCGCGAACGGCGACCUCCGACCCCGACGAUCAGCAGCAGCAGGGCCGGGGGACGGCACCGGCGGCGGGCGAAGACCGGCGGCCGCACGGGGACCCGGCCGUGCGGGAGGAGCUGCGCGCCGCGCGGCAGCAGCUGGGCGAGCUGAGCGGUGCCGUGCUGCGCCUCCAGCAGGAGAACCGGCUGCUCACGACCAGCCUGCAGCGGCGCGAAGAGGAGGCGGCGGCGGCGGCGGCGGCGGCGGCCGCGGUGCCGGGCGGGCAAUCGCGGGACGCCACGAUCGCGGAGAUGGACGGCGACGAAGGCCGCCCCCCGCGCCGCGCUCGCGAAGGCCCCAUCGGAGGGGAAAGCGAUGCCGCCACGGCCGGAGGAGAGAAACCGCCGGCGUCGGUGGGCGGCGCCGGGCCCGGCAGCUGCGGCGGCGGCGGCGACGGCGCGGCCGCCGCGACGUCGACGGCGACGACGGCCGCCGCCGGCGGCGGCGGCGGAGGAGGAGGAGACGGGGAGGCGGCGGGCUCGGAGGUCACGUGCUGCCGCCUGUCCCCCGGCGCUGGGCUCGACGUGCUGGCGGCAUACGCGCGCGUGGCCGGGAUGCGGCGCGAGGCGGAGCGGCUGGCGCGCACGGUGGACCGCGUCAUCGGGGAGGCCGAGCGGCUGGCGACGCCGGGAGCCGUCGGGGUCGUGACCGGAGCGGGGCCUGGGCCGUGCCGCGAGGCACAGCUGCUGAGCGCCGUGAUGCGCGACUUCCGCAGGGAGCUGCGCACGUUCGCGACGGCGCUGGGAGGGGCGGCCGGAGGGGGGGGCGACGGCGCCGCCGCCUCCUCCUCCUCCUCCAUGUGGAGGGACGACGAGCAGACGCCGCCCUCCGCCAUCAACCAGCACCAGGAAAAGCAGCAGCAGCAGCAGGAGAACGGCGUUUGGGAUUCUUGGGACCAAAGUGAAACAGACUCGGACGCGACACGGAGAGACUCGGACUCGGCGAGGAGACACUCGGACACCACGUGGAGAGACACGGACACGACACGGAGACGCACGCACUCGGACAAUAGCGGGGAUGGGGUGGCGUGGGCAGAGAGGCGGCAGCGACGUCCGGAGGGACGGGGCCGCGACGGCGGCGGCGACGACAGCGGCGACGACGACAACGACAACGACGAGGGGGAGGAGGAGGGGGACCACUCCAGCCGGGAACUCGGGGCCCGAGAGCUGCUCCUGCAGCUCAAGCAGCUGCUGGGCCCACGCAGAGGCACCGUCGCCAACGGGCAGGGCCCCAGGGCCCAGCAGGUGGAGCUGAGCCGGGGGGACGGAGAGGGCGUCGAGGACCGAUCGGACGACUCCCCUGGCACGGAGGACAGCGGAGUUCACUCCCUGAGCGAGAGCUCACAGGCCGCGUGUCACGCGCUGGUCGAGUCACUGCUGGCAGAGCUGAGGAGUCGCGAGCGCCGCACCGCCACUGCUCACGAGCGCAGGACGUCCUGGGAGACGGAGCGCAGACGCCUCCUGUCCUGCCUCGCGCAGUGUGAGUGUGGCUGUGCGUCCCUGUGGCCCGAGGUUGGGGAUGUGGUACGGCGAGACCUGGAGGAGGCGGAGGAGCAGGGCAGCGGGCUGAGACGGGCCCGCUCCGUCUCCUCCAUGUCCGAGUUCCGCCGCCUCAUGGAGAGCUCCCCAUUCCUCCCCACGGGGGGCAUGGUGGAGACCCCCCACGACCCCCUCCACGGCGAGCCCCCCAGCCCUUCCCCUCCCCCGUCGCCGCCGCCCCCCCUCUCCCCGGACGACGUGCGCUUCGUGCGCGAGUUCUCGUCGCCCUGGGGGGAGGGGUGCCCCCCGCGGGGGUGGGGGGAGCCCCCCGAGGAGGCGGGGGCCCCGGGCGAGCCUCGCAGGCGCAGGGGGAGGGGGUGGAGAGCCUCGAACACGGAGAAGGAGGAGGACGACGAGGUGGUGGGGGGGGAGAGGCAGGCGGAGGAGGAGGAGGAAGGCGAGGAGAGGAGGGAGGUGUGGAGGGGACGUAGAAACGAGGCACCCGUGGGGCCAAGAGUGGACCCCGCCGGCGCCACCAACCUCUCGGACGACAUGAAGCGCCGCGUCGCGUCCCGCGCCACCGCUCGCCUCUCCUCCUCCGUCGCCACGCAGGUGGACGGCGACGCCGACGGCACCAACGGCACCAUCGUGAAUCCCGGUGGCGGCCCUCCUGCCCGCCACUCCGUGUCCACGCAAACCUCCGGCUCGGCCUGGGCACCCCGGCGCGGCCCGGCCACCACGACCCCCCGGGGCAGCGCCGGCUCGACCCCGGCGGCGUCUCCAUCGCGCGGAGCCCUGCACGCUCGCCCGCUCUCCACCGCCUCCUCCGCCUCGUUCUCCUCGUCCCGCGCCGAUCGCCCGUCGUCGGGGACUGCCAGCGCCGCCGCCCGCGGCCUGGCCGGCGCCUCCCCGCGCUCGCUGCGCCGCUCGCCGGGCGGCGGGGGAUCGUCCGGGAGGCUCGACGCGAGGCCGGGGACUGCAGGCGGCGGCGCGCCCGGCGUCGGCAGCCUCUCGCCGUGGGCCCGCUCCACCACGACACGCGACUCGCCCGUCACGCGCGUUGCCGGGGACGAUCGGCCCAGCAGCCUCUUCAGCAUCCUCGGUUUCUCCGUGGCUACGUCCCCGCCGCCGCCGCCGGUGCCGCCGGUGCCGCCGCCGCCGCCGGUGCCGCCGCCCCGAGCGGCCAUGCUCACGCUCGCCGUACCAACGGCAGCGAUGGCGGUGGCCGCCACCGCCAGGGAGCGGUCACCGAGCCCCAGGCCCGGCAUGGAUGGGGUGGUGCCGGUGCCGCCUGCCGCCGCCGCUGUCAAGGCCGCCACAGCUCGCGGUGGCGGUGAGCACCGCGCGGGCGCCAGGCUGAGUGUCGGGCCCCAGAGCACGGAGCUUCGCAGGAGCUGCGAUUCGCUGGACGCGGAGUGCGGAGCGGAGGGGAACGGAGACGCUGCGAGGAAGGGAGCAGAGAGCGGGGAACAGGAGCGGGCAGCUGGAGGAAAUGAGGAUCACAGCGAGGGCUGCUGUUCGUCCCUGAACCCCGCGGUCCCCUGUAACACGGCCCCAGUGGCGACAACGUAGGGGACCUGAUGGGACCCUGACGAGAGGAACCCCAUCGGACUACGUGGGUCCCCAUAGCCACCCCUGAACGUGUAUCAAGCGGGAUGGGUGGUGGGGGGGGUGUCUGGCCCUGCUUGGGCACCCUGAGUCAGUGAGUGUGUAAAGCGACCCCUGGGUCCCCCCGAUGGAGUCUCGGAGAAGGGGGUGUGUGAUGUGAGAUAUCGGUGCAACUACGCACACACACACACCUCACAGGUACACACGUACGCAGGUACUAUAUACAAAUGUACAUACACAAACACGUAAACAAUAUAUACACACGUGCGCGCUACAUAAAGUGUACACACACACACACACUAGACUCGGCACUUGUCCCAUAUUGGGCAAGCGCUCUUAGCGGUUGGUGUGGCCAGAACCACGCCUCGCCACCUUUGUCUCUCCAGUGCUGAGGUUUACAACACUGCAUUGGGUACUCGUUUAAGGUUGAGCGGACCUAGAAGGGAGGAGCCCAGGACCGGUACAUAUAUUGCUCGCCGCUGGGGUUAGCAGUGGCUGGGAAUGGAGCUCAGGGUGCUGGGUUUGUAGCGCAGUGUGCUAACCACUUUACCACUGCUCCACACACACACAUACACACGGGUGCUAUUGGUACAGUUAUAUACACAAUUAUUCACACACGCAUAUAUAUAUACACACACACUCAAUGAACGCCAACGCAAUGUUUAUACAAACAAGUAUUAUACACAACUGAUACUAUACACUUAAUGUGACUUUACCGAAAGAACCAUAAACUAUGAUACUAUAUACACACACACACGUGGUGUAAAACGUACACACUAUUCGCACACGUGUAAACACAGCGACUGUAUACACAAGUGCACACACACGUGGUGCAUAUACGAACUACAUAUACACACACACACAUUGUAUACAUGCGCUCUGCAUGUGGCAAUGCAAAAAUUCGUCAAGUGAAAUACAUUCUUACACUCAUGAUAGAUACAAGCAUCGAAUCGCUGGCAGCAGAACCCAAUGUUUUACGGAUGAAUACGUGCAAUCGCGAUGCCGCUGUGAACACGUGAUAGGCUGACUUUACGGGGCGAACAAAGCGAUACGAAUGAGAUGGGGAAAAAAACGAUAACUUUUUUUAUUAUCUCACUCGACUACUGGAAUGAGACAACAGAUCUCGAUUGUUGAGUUGAAUCCAGACCUCCCCCCCCCCCAACCCGGGGGUCGUGACGAUCCAUGAGU
This is a messenger RNA of Petromyzon marinus (sea lamprey), 6657 nucleotides long. RefSeq lists its product as uncharacterized. Gene Ontology annotation, biological process: regulation of autophagy. The record is from RefSeq and is a predicted model, not a curated record. Lineage: Eukaryota; Metazoa; Chordata; Hyperoartia; Petromyzontiformes; Petromyzontidae.